GGUCGUCCUGUUCGACUACAACGCGUCGCGCCAUGUGAAGAAGCAGUACGACACCGCCUCCUCCUCGAGGUUCGAGAUUGCCCACUGCAGCUACCGCUUCUUCGAGAUCCUGGGCCGCGUGCUGGUUCUCGUCGCCUACAUUUCCCUCGCUGUACGCGCUCUGGCCGUCGGGAAGAUGGCCGUGGUGAUUCUGAACGUCGGGGACUUUGUGUCUGGCAUCGCGAUGCUGUGGUGGGUCUCCAAGUGGGGCGUGUCCACGAGGUCGCUCAAGGUCCUGAUCCUCAGCAUCCCCAUCUUCAUCGUGGACGUGAGUCAUUACAUCGACGAGCACGGCUACGCGACGGCCGCCCGCAAGCUCUCGAGGCGGCUGUACGUCAUCCGGCUGGCCCAGUUCUGCGUGGCGUCCGCCAUCUACGGGACUUACGCGUGGCUGCCGGACGCGGAGGGGGUUCUGGAGGGCACCGGCGCAGCGGUGCUGCUGACCAUCAUGGUGGUGGUCCACGCGGCGUGCUUUGCCAUGAGGCCCCUCCCUCGGCCCCUGCGCUCUCUCCUGGCUAAGGC
This is a messenger RNA of Prorocentrum cordatum, 561 nucleotides long. The record is from the annotation of a GenBank genome assembly. NCBI's taxonomy places the organism in Eukaryota, Dinophyceae, Prorocentrales, Prorocentraceae.